Solanum pennellii is the source of this 1596-nucleotide messenger RNA. Its product is annotated as GATA zinc finger domain-containing protein 14-like. The annotation marks the transcript as partial. The record is from RefSeq and is a predicted model, not a curated record. NCBI's taxonomy places the organism in Eukaryota, Viridiplantae, Streptophyta, Magnoliopsida, Solanales, Solanaceae. The transcript has 2 exons.
GACAACAACGACAACAACAACAACAACAACAACAACAACAACAACAACAACAACAACAACAACAACGACAACAACGACAACAACGACAACAACGACAACAACGACAACAACGAAAACAACGACAACAACAACAACAACAACAACAACGACAACAACAACAACAACGACAACAACAACAACAACAACAACGACAACAACGACAACAACAACAACAACGACAACAAUGACAACAACGACAACAACAACAACAACGACAACAAUGACAACAACGACAACAACAACAACAACGACAACAAUGACAACAACGACAACAACAACAACAACGACAACAAUGACAACAACGACAACAACAACAACAACGACAACAAUGACAACAACGACAACAACAACAACAACGACAACAAUGACAACAACGACAACAACAACAACAACGACAACAAUGACAACAACGACAACAACAACAACAACGACAACAAUGACAACAACGACAACAACAACAACAACGACAACAAUGACAACAACGACAACAACAACAACAACGACAACAAUGACAACAACGACAACAACAACAACAACGACAACAAUGACAACAACGACAACAACAACAACAACGACAACAAUGACAACAACGACAACAACAACAACAACGACAACAAUGACAACAACGACAACAACAACAACAACGACAACAAUGACAACAACGACAACAACAACAACAACGACAACAAUGACAACAACGACAACAACAACAACAACGACAACAAUGACAACAACGACAACAACAACAACAACGACAACAAUGACAACAACGACAACAACAACAACAACGACAACAAUGACAACAACGACAACAACAACAACAACGACAACAAUGACAACAACGACAACAACAACAACAACGACAACAAUGACAACAACGACAACAACAACAACAACGACAACAAUGACAACAACGACAACAACAACAACAACGACAACAAUGACAACAACGACAACAACAACAACAACGACAACAAUGACAACAACGACAACAACAACAACAACGACAACAAUGACAACAACGACAACAACAACAACAACGACAACAAUGACAACAACGACAACAACAACAACAACGACAACAAUGACAACAACGACAACAACAACAACAACGACAACAAUGACAACAACGACAACAACAACAACAACGACAACAAUGACAACAACGACAACAACAACAACAACGACAACAAUGACAACAACGACAACAACAACAACAACGACAACAAUGACAACAACGACAACAACAACAACAACGACAACAAUGACAACAACGACAACAACAACAACAACGACAACAAUGACAACAACGACAACAACAACAACAACGACAACAAUGACAACAACGACAACAACAACAACAACGACAACAAUGACAACAACGACAACAACAACAACAACGACAACAAUGACAACAACGACAACAACAACAACAACGACAACAAUGACAACAACGACAACAACAACAACAACGACAACAAUGACAACAACGACAACAACAACAACAACGACAACAAUGACAACAACGACAACAACAACAACAACGACAACAAUGAC